AUGUUAAAAAUAAUCAAAUUUAUUAAAAUUUUGAUAACGUUAACGUAAUAAAAUUUUUUGUAUAUUUCUUUAAAAAAUAAAUCUAAUUGUACAAUGGAUAAUAUUACCAUCCAAACAAGCAGCGAAAAAGAUGAAAGUAGUGAAGAUAAAAAGAGUAAUGAGAUGGAUUUCGAAAAUACCUCAAUAAUGACGGAAAAAUUUGCGAAAGAAUUAAAAUGCGCUAUUUGUAGGGAGUUGUUUGUGAAAGCACAAACCUUAAAUUGUUCACAUUCGUUUUGUAAGAACUGCAUAGAACAAUGGGGGGAGAAAAAUAAUAGAUGUCCGAUUUGUAGGGUUGAAAUAGAAACUAUGACUCCAACGAAUGUUUUGGAUAACUUUGUUGAUGUCGUAGUCGAAACGUUAUCGGAAGAAAACAAAAACUAUCGCAAAACGCUCCUUGAAGAACGCUCAACACAAUGUGUGCCACAAAAGGGACAAACUCAAUUUAAAAGAGAUGCUGGGGUAGUUCGUAGAGCGGUUCUUGUACCAUCUGUGUAUAAUUCUAGAAGAACUAAUGUUCGUAAUCUAACACCGACAACUAGAAGAAUACUUUCGGCUCAUUUCAUGGACGGUGGUUCUGAAUGUAACAUUCAUUCGGAAUCAAACAUGUUGGAUUUACAUCGAAAUACUAAUCAAAAUAGGAAAUGGAAUUUUUACACGCAAUUAUUUCGUUAGGUUUUGAUAAAAUUUUAUUGUAUUUUUCAAUGGUAAAUGUAACUUUAUUAAAUUUUUGUUGAAAAUCCUA
Molecule: messenger RNA, 784 nt
Organism: Onthophagus taurus
Lineage: Eukaryota; Metazoa; Arthropoda; Insecta; Coleoptera; Scarabaeidae
Product: E3 ubiquitin-protein ligase rnf8-like
Biological process (GO): ubiquitin-dependent protein catabolic process; double-strand break repair; protein K48-linked ubiquitination
Cellular component (GO): site of double-strand break; ubiquitin ligase complex; nucleus
Molecular function (GO): ubiquitin protein ligase activity; histone binding
Source: RefSeq, a predicted model, not a curated record